Molecule: messenger RNA, 2075 nt
Organism: Paraglomus occultum
Lineage: Eukaryota; Fungi; Glomeromycota; Glomeromycetes; Paraglomerales; Paraglomeraceae
Source: the annotation of a GenBank genome assembly
CCAGAACAACAGCAAAAAUCCAAGAAAACGCGAAAAUUUAUUCCGACAAAUUUGCAACCGUGGAUAGUCCAAAUUUGACAAUCCUCCAAGGCACAAUCACUUACAAUACUGCUCAGUAUUUCCGACACCUCUUCGCACACGAAAAACUAUCAGCAAAUUCCCCAAUUCUUCAGCGAGCGUUAGAACACUUCCCGUGUAAAGCCUGUUUCCGGUGUCACCCGAUAACCCAAACGCUCAGCCCAGAAUUCCAACAAUUUCUAAAUACUAUCGAACCGUUAGACCCAGUUUACUCACAGCAAACAGUAGACGCGUUCGAAGAAUUUCUGCAAUUCCGAGAAAGUAAAAUUGCAGCCGUUAAACUUUUCAGGAGCAUAGUUUUCCGAGCAACACCAAAACGAGUAGGCCGUAUAGUAACAAAUUUAAGUUCAACGCUUAUUUUUGACAUCCAUCACAACGAAGUAAACGAACAUCCCUCGACCGCAAACCUUACAACUUAUUCAGAAGACGUUGACGAUUAUAUUCAUCGAUUAACGCGCUCAGGAACAAACUCAUCGUCACAACCUACUCUUACGGAAAGAACCAAAAAUUUCGUAGGAUUAUUCUUUAACCAAAAGCCAAGCAGUCUCGGAUCAUAUAGUCCAAAAUCGGAUACGCAGUCAGACAAACGCGCAGAAAGUGAAUACCCCGAAGCCGACCUCGACAAUAACGGAAACAGUUACGAGACAGUCACAACUACACCCCCGCUUACCCCUAGUCACUCUGCAUUAGAAUACAACUUAGCGGAAGUAACUCACAGUGCUCAGCAAUUAUAUACGUCUACAAUAUUAACACAGCAACCAGAACCUUCUACCACAGACAAGAAAAAUAAGGGCAAACAGAAACAAGAAAAACCUGAUAUUUUGGUAGUAGCAGACAUCGACCCCGAACCCGUAACACCAGUAAAGAAAGUUCAAAAACCAAAGGAAGCCAAACCACCCCAAAGUUCGCCAAUUCAAAUAGCAGUACCUAAUCCGAAUCCGCCCAUUAAUAAUUCCCCGCAACAACAGCAAUUAGACGACGACGAAAUGGCACAAACAACCUACCCAGUUUUCGACGGCACUAAUCCGCGUAAGUGGAUUUUUGAUCUAGAGAUAGCUUUUAUCGCCAAUAAUAUUCAGGAUGCAGCGAACGCGAGGAAAAUAGGCCUUGCCGUGAUGAAUUUAGGUCCAGCGAAAAUGUGGUACGUUACCCUUAAUCCUAAGCCUACCACCUGGAUCAGAGCCAAUGGUGUCGACGGUUUUAAGGAGUUAUUCCUAACUAAAUACGCGACGGAAGCAAAUAAAGCCCAAGCAUCCCAACAAGCGCAAGCAAGAAUACGAAGACCAACAGAGAAGGUAAAUGAUUACUUAAGCGCAUUGGAAGAAAUUUGGAUGGAAUGCGGCGACGCUGCAGUUAUCCCAGAAUGGAUGAAAGUGAGCCAGUUCACUAGCGGGUUGUUGCCAGCUAUUAUAUUGCCGGUUAAGCAACAGGCACCGCAGACCAUGGCCAAUGCCGUUCAAGCCGCGACAAACUGCUAUUACGCGUUGCAGUCAACAAUGCAACCAUCCCACAGCGCGGAAGUCAAUAACGCGCUACUAGAGAAAAUUUCAGCAUUGGAAGUCCAACUGGCAGAGUUGAAGAUUUCUCCGGCCAACACGAACAACAAUAAUAAUCGGGGAUUUCAGCAGGGCGGCAGCAGCAACAGGCGAAAUGGGCCCAGAUGUCAUUAUUGCGGAAAUAACGGGCAUAUACAUCGAGAAUGUAGAAUCAAGGCUAGAGAUAUUAGGCAAGGGAGAAAGCUCAACUGGGCAGUACCAAGACAGAACAAUCAAGGACAGGGAAAAGGCCAGCCACGUCACGCUUUUGUGGAGGAAGUGGAGAGUAGGAUUCUAGUCGAUACUGGAUCCUCGGUGACGAUUAUUUCUAGUGAAUAUUUUGACCUUAUCAUUGGAAGAAUGAAGAAAAAACCUAUACUUGAACGUUUGAACUAUCAAAUACAGGGAGUAACAGGACAUAGAGAACGACCUAGAGGAGAAAAGCAGCAACAGCAGAUAUAA